Molecule: messenger RNA, 648 nt
Organism: Anopheles coluzzii
Lineage: Eukaryota; Metazoa; Arthropoda; Insecta; Diptera; Culicidae
Exons: 2
Coding region: 1-648 (215 amino acids)
Source: RefSeq, a predicted model, not a curated record
AUGACGGUGAUCUCUAGCCUCAAGCAGCCUCCAGAGGAAGUUUCUAUCACUGUCGGCGGAGUGAACGUGCCGUUCUCGCGCUCCAUAAAGUACUUGGGGGUGCGUGUACAAGACCACCUAUCAUGGGUACCCCACGUUAAGGAGAUAACUCUGAAGGCCACGCGGAUUGUGCACGCCGUCAAUCGACUCAUGCCCAACCUCCAUGGGCCAAGGACCUCGAAGUCUCGCUUGCUGACAAAUGUGGCCGACUCGACCAUGCGCUACGCAGCACCUGUAUGGACGAAGCGAUUGGCAAUCAAGAGUGCUGCAGAUUACUUCGUCGGGUGCAACUCACGGAAACACGGAGACGUCACGUUCCACCUAUCCCAGGUCCUUUCCGGCCACGGUUUUUUCCGGGAGCACCUGUGCGGUAUGCAACUCACGUCGUCCCCGGACUGUACGCGAUGCCCCGGCGUUGCGGAGAGCGCAGAACAUGCUAUGUUCGAGUGUCCGCGAUUCGACUCAACCCGAACAGAGCUGCUGCACGGAGUCGUCCCGGAAACGCUGCUUGAACACAUGCUCCAGAGCCCAGAGAACUGGAGUAAUGUAUGUGAGGCCACCAAGCGGAUAACAUCAGCGCUACAGCAGGAUUGGGACGAAACCCGGUGA